Messenger RNA from Sapajus apella (tufted capuchin), 5290 nucleotides. RefSeq names its product microcephalin 1 (gene MCPH1). Bases 123 to 2648 code for a protein of 841 amino acids. The transcript has 14 exons. The record is from RefSeq and is a predicted model, not a curated record. Lineage: Eukaryota; Metazoa; Chordata; Mammalia; Primates; Cebidae. Gene Ontology annotation, biological process: mitotic cell cycle; cerebral cortex development.
AGAGCGGAUCCCGUGGAGCGCAGAGAGGGCGGGGCGCUCGCCGUGCGCAUGCCCAGUGACCGCCCGCGCCUGCAGGCUGGCUGGCGUCGCGCUGUCCGGCGCGUCAGACUCCGCGGUCCGUCAUGGCGGCCCCCAUCCUGAAAGAUGUAGUGGCCUAUGUUGAAGUGUGGUCAUCCAAUGGAACAGAAAAUUAUUCAAAGACAUUUACAACACAGCUUAUGGAUAUGGGGGCAAAGGUUUCAAAAACUUUUAAUAAACAAGUAACACAUGUUAUCUUCAAAGAUGGCUACCGGAGCACUUGGGACAAAGCUCAGAAGAGAGGCGUAAAGCUCGUUUCAGUGCUCUGGGUUGAAAAAUGCAGGACGGCCAGAGCACACGUCGACGAAUCAUUGUUCCCUGCAGCUAAUAUGAAAGAACACUUGCCAAGCCUAAUUAAAAAAAAGCGUAAGUGUAUGCAGCCCAAAGAUUUUAAUUUUAAAACACCAGAGAAUGAUAAGAGAUUUCAGAAAAAAGUUGAGAAAAUGGCUGAAGAGCUACAAAGGCAAAAAAGAAGUCUAGAUGAUGACGUACCUAUUCUCUUAUUUGAAUCUAAUGGCUCAUUAACAUACAGUCCCAGAAUGAAAAUUAAUAAUAGUCACCACAGCGCAAUGGAGAAGAGAUUACGAGAGAUGAAGGAGAAAAGGGAAAAUCCUUCCCCCACCUCUUCCCAAAUGAUUCAGCAGUCUCAUGAUAAUCCAAGUAACUCUCUGUGUGAAGCACCUUUGAACAUUUCACAUGAUGCUUUAUGUUCAGAUGAAUCCUUCGCUGGUGGCUUACACUCAUCUUUUGAUGAUCUUUGUGGAAACUCAGGAUGUGGAAAUCAGGAAAGGAAGUUGGGAAGAUCCAUCAAUGACAUUAAAAGUGAUACAUGUAUUUCUUCACUUGUCUUGACAACAAAUAAUAUUCAUUCAUCACCAUCUUUCACUUACCUUGAUAAAUCAAGUCCUCAGAAAUUUCUGAAUAAUGUUUCAAAGGAAGAAAUAAACUUGCAAAGAAAUAUCAUAGGUAAAAUAGUCACCCCUGACCAAAAGCAGGCUGCAGAUGUGUCUCAGGAGACGUUUGAAGAGUAUCGUUUGUCUCCUAUGUUAUCUUCAACAAAAGGCCACCUGUCAAUACAUUCAAGACCCAGGAGUUCCUCAGUAAAAAGAAAAAGAAUAUCAGAUGGCUCCCGUUCACCUCCGAAGGAAAAAUGCAAGAGAAAGCGGAACGUCCGUAGAUCUAUCAUGCCGAGGCUGCAGCUGUGCAGGUCGGAAGGCAGCCUGCAGCGUGUGGCUGGACCCAAGCUCCAGGCUGUCAGCUGUGAGGAGUCUUCAUAUGAUGACUAUUUUUCACCUGAUAAUCUUAAGGAAAGGAAUUCAGAGAAUCUUCCUCCUGAAUCUCAGCUGCCAUCAAGCGCUGCACAGUUCAGCUGCAGAAGUCUUUCGAAGAAGGAGAGAACAAGCAUAUUGGAAAUGUCGGAUUUUUCCUGUGUUGGUAAAAUAACCAGAACAGUUGAGAUUACCCGUUUCACAGCAAAAACUAUCUCCAGUCCUCAGAAACCUGCAAAUGGUGAAAGCCAUGCAACUUUGAGUUGCGUGACUUCUGAGGAAUCCUUUGCCCCUGAAGAAACCCUAAGGUGUGGUAGACAGGCUGGGCCUCAGCAGAAAGAUGAUGCAUGCCCAGGGGGAAAGGGCUUUUCUUACCCCGUUGAGGACCCUGCUCUUCCAAAAGGAGAGGAUGGUGAUUUAACUCCUUUGGAAGGAAGCCUGGAAGAAGUGAACGAAGCGGUGUGUCUGAAAAGCACAGAGAACGAAGGUACCACUUCCAAAAUAUCAAACUCCUCUGAAGGCAAAGCCCAGAGUGAACAUGAGCCACAUUUUGUAGUCGAUUGUAACGUGGAGAGGUCUGCAGAAGAAAAGGAAAACUUACCCAGAGGAUACCCUGGAAGUGUUAAAAAUAGACCAACAGGGCAUGAUGUUUUAGAUGGCUCAUGUGAAGGCUUUAAGGACCUCAUCCAACCUCAUGGGGAAUCGAAGAACAGCGGGAGAGGCACAGAGCCAACAAGAACAUUAGUCAUGACAAGCAUGCCAUCUGAAAAGCAGAAUGUCGUCAUCCAGGUAGUGGAUAAAUUGAAAGGCUUUUCGAUCGUGCCGGAAGUCUGUGAGACUACGACUCACGUGCUCUCCGGGAAGCCUCUUCGCACCCUGAACGUGCUGCUGGGAAUUGUGCGUGGCUGCUGGAUUCUCUCUUACGAUUGGGUGCUAUGGUCUUUAGAAUCGGGUCACUGGAUUUCUGAGGAGCCGUUCGAACUCUCUAACCACUUCCCUGCAGCUCCUCUGUGCCGAAGCGAGCGCUACUUGUCUGCAGGGCCGUACCGUGGAACCCUCUUUGCUGACCAGCCAGUGAUGUUUGUCUCGCCUGCCAGCAGACCCCCAACGGCCAGUCUCUGUGGACUGGUUCACCUGUGUGGAGGCAGGGUCAGCCAAGUCCCCCGCCAGGCCAGCAUCAUCAUCGGGCCCUACAGUGGAAAGAAGAAAGCAACAGUCAAAUACCUGUCAGAGAAAUGGAUCUUAGAUUCCAUCACCCAGCACAAGGUCUGUGCCCCUGAAAACUACCUGCUGCCACAGUGACCCCACUGGCAUGGGUGGUGACUGCACACCGCUCACAACACUGUCUUUGGACAUUCAAAUGAGAAACAAAACUGUGAAGGAAGGAACUGACGAAUACAGGAUGACUUCGGAUAUCACGUUUGCCACGUGUGGUGGUUCUUAUCAUAAGAACUCUCAGGUGACUUUCUGAUGACUGAAUUUGUUCAGAGAAGUUUUAGAUGGCUGGUGCUCCUUUUCAGACCUUUUGUUUUUCUUUUUCUUUUUUUUUUCUUUGAGGCAGAGUCUUGCUCUGUUGCCCAGUCUGGAGUACAAUGGCACGAUCUCAGUUCACUACAACCUCUACCUCCCAGGUUCAAGCAAUUCUUCUGCUUCAGCCUCUCAAGUAGCUGGGAUUAUAGGCAUGCACCACCACACCCUGCUGAUUUUUGUGUUUUUGGUAGAGGAGAGGUUUUGCUAUGUUAGCCAGGCUUGUCUCAAAUGCCUGACCUCAGCUGAUCCAUUGGGCCUUUUCUAUAAAAUGGCAGUUUUUUGUAUCUUAGUAGUGAGCAGAAUUGAAAGGUCUCAGAACCUUUGUCGUUAGAACACUGUACUGCCAAAUAAAGAAUGGAAAUUCCUUGACAUUGUUUUAUUACUGAGAACAACUAGAGAACUCUGAAAGUUUCUUGGCUUAGACUCGAAGAUCUUCAUUAAUACAUUAUCUACUAGGUAGAAAGGACAUUUAUCAGUUAUUAAGGUGACUUUUAUCUAGCUGAGAUUCCUCUCCCAAAGCAAUGAAAGAAGACAGGUAUGGAGGGUGUAAUAUAGGAUGACUGGUACCAUCUGAGUGUCUUGCUUCUGCAAGCCUGCUAUAUGGUAAGCAGAGCAUCACCAGCAAGGGAUCACAAUGUCCACUGGCCACUUCUUGCUCGCCAUCCUCCAGAGGAAACUGGCAGCUGGGGCUGAUUCACGGAAACACCGAUUUGUGGCUGGGUUUUGGCCACGCUAAUAGGGGUGUAGCCGUACCUCACUGUUGCUUUCAUCUUCAGUUCCCGAGCCAGGCACGGUGGCUCAUGCCUGUAAUCCCAGCACUUUGGGAGGCUGAGGUGGACAGAUCACUUGAGGUCAGGAGUUCGAGACCAGCCUGGCCAACGUGGCGAAAUCCCAUCUUUACUACAAAUACAAAAAUUAGCUGGAUGUGGUGGCAGGCACCUGUGGUCCCAGCUCCGUAGGAGGCCAAGGCAGGAGAAUUGCUUGAACCCCUUAGGCAGAGGUUGCAGUCAGCCAAGGUUGCAAUGAAUCAAGAUUGCUCCACUGCACUCCAGCCUGAGUGACAGAGCAACUCUCCGUCUCAAAUAAAGAAAUAAGAAACACCGAUGUGUCUGUCAUCUUCUAAACAAAUGAAAUGCUAGGAAGUCCUAGCCAGAGUGAUCAGGCAAGAAUAAGUCAUAAAAGGCAUCUAAAUAGGAAAAGAAGUCAAACUGUCUCUCUUCACUGCCGCUAUGAUUCUAUACCUAGAAAACCCUAAGGACUCUGCCAGAAGGUUCCUGGAACCAAUAAAUGACUUUAGUAAAGUUUCGUGCAUAGAAAAUCCAUGAACAAAAAUCAGCAUUUCCAAACACAAUAACAUGCAAGCUGAGCGCCAAAUCAAGAACACGGUCCCAUUUCCAAUAACCACAGAAUGAAAUACCUAGGAACACGUGUAACCAAGGAGGCGAAGCAUGCAACAAGCAGAACCAUCAACGAGAUGCUGAGUCCCAGAGAGGUCAGAGGUGCCACUGAGCCCUCGUCAUGAUCUGUUCCCGCUCCAGGUUAUUCAUCUGUUGCUCAUCUCAGCUAUUGUUCCUACCUCAAAUUUCAAGUCCCUCAACAAAUAUAACAGAUCAACUUCUAGAAUGAACCUUUGAGAAAGGAGGUAGCAUUGUAUUCUAUAGAAACUGGCAUGCUAUAGAAAACUAUAGACACUGGCAAUAAUGAAGGGGUUUCUACUUCCACCCCCUCUUCUCCAAUUAGGAAACAUUGUGAUUACAUCGAUUACCUUAGUCUCCCCAGAAUAAUCCAGGAGGACUUCUUUGUUUUAAAGUCAGCCGAUUAGUACAUUUUCCGCCUACCACCUGAAUCCCCCUUGGCCGUGAAAGGAAACAUAUUCACAGAUUUUCAGAUUAGAACAUCUUUGAGGAAACCUUACUUUGCUGCCAACACUGGCCCCUGAUUGCCUCACACUAAAUCCAAGAUGGAUGCACUGAUCAGGGGUUCUCAGUGGCACCCAGCCUGAGACCUUAGAGGAGCCAUUUGUCUUCUCAGAGCUAUGCUUUCCUCAAAUAGAAAUAUUCACAAUAACCCCUGUCUCAUGCCUGAGAGCACAGGAUGACGGCUGGGGGUUGAUGCCCUUCUGAAAGGAGGAACAAGCAAAGGCAUCUCAGUUUGCAGUAUUCAGUGAGUUAUGCCAAUGCAAAGACUUGGAUCCGACACUGACUGGUAGGAACCCCCAGCUCAGAUUAAGGAAUGCACAGCCAACAGGCCUGGCUCCAAACAAUUCAAACAAUGGGGAAAGAAUGGAGGAUAUUUUUACUUCUAAUUAUUGUGUCUGUUUGACAAAUACUUAAUUGACCAUAAUGUCAGGCUGGAAUUUGCCUAUUUUAACGUUAUCUGUGGUUUUAAUUAAACUGCUAUGUUUCAUGUUCUUA